This is a messenger RNA of Nestor notabilis (Kea), 992 nucleotides long. RefSeq names its product ankyrin repeat domain 33B (gene ANKRD33B). The transcript has 2 exons. The record is from RefSeq and is a predicted model, not a curated record. Gene Ontology annotation, molecular function: protein binding. The annotation marks the transcript as partial. Lineage: Eukaryota; Metazoa; Chordata; Aves; Psittaciformes; Psittacidae.
GGCACAUAACCAUUACAAACUAUUUGUUGAACUAUUUUCCUGGGCUUGAUAUCGAGAAGAGGAAUGUGUUCGGAUUCACAGCACUGAUGAAGUCUGCGAUGCAGGGCCGAACUGAAUGUGUGAAAGCCUUGAUGCUGGCAGGGGCAAACGUUCAUGCGACUGACCCAAGCCGUGGACUGACUUCAUGGGAAUGGGCUUGUUACACAGGAAGAUCAGAAUCUGCCUUCAUCAUGCAAAAGCUGAUGGACAGGCCAUGCCCAGAACAGCUUUGCGAUCAAUAUAAACCGGAAUGGCCAAAGAUGAAGGAACUUCUUGCCAAGGCUGCGGAGCCGAAAAGCUGUUUGCAGAGGUUUUCUGAGUGCAUGAGGGCAGCUAUCUCAUUCCGGUAUUUCUAUGGCCCAGAAGAAGGCGGGGUCCUUGACCACAUGGUGAAGGUGACAACAAGCUUGCGCAGUCCUUUCAUUGCUCUGUCGUGCCGGACUGUGUGCCCAGGCAGCCCCCCUUCGGUGGGGAAACGCAGACUGGCUGUGCAAGAAAUCCUUAGGCAGCAGAGAGCCGAGGAGAUCCGCUCUCAGGACAAAGAUCACGUUAGCAGCUACGAGAAGCUAUUUCAGAACUCCAAAGUCACGCUGAUCCCCAAGAAGAAGGACCGGCGAGCCAGCCUGCAGCCCAUCAGCCUUGCAGUCUCUCAAGCGAACACCAUAGCCACUAGGAAAGCAAGCCUCUUGCCACUCCACCUGCUUAGACGGAGCAGUGUCAGGCCAGGGUUUGUAAUCCCCAAAGUCCGAAUCAGCAAGGCUCCUCCACCCACCUUCCAGCCAGAAAAGGCAAGAAGGAGGAGCAGUGCAAAGGAUGACCCCUACCUGCAGAUUCCCAAGUGGAGGUACAAGGAGCUAAAAGAGGAGCGGAAGAAAGCAGAGGAACAGGAGAAGAAAAAAGCAGCAGAGGCUCAAAAGCUGAAGCAGGUGUCUCCUGCCAGAUGCAGGACCUGA